Oncorhynchus masou masou (cherry salmon) is the source of this 6716-nucleotide messenger RNA. RefSeq lists its product as uncharacterized. NCBI's taxonomy places the organism in Eukaryota, Metazoa, Chordata, Actinopteri, Salmoniformes, Salmonidae. The record is from RefSeq and is a predicted model, not a curated record. Gene Ontology annotation, biological process: regulation of cell population proliferation. The transcript has a single exon. The coding region runs from base 2006 to 2665 and encodes 219 amino acids. Gene Ontology annotation, cellular component: nucleus. Gene Ontology annotation, molecular function: DNA binding.
ACCCUCCAACCAACCCCAGUUAAUCCUAAUAUCACUCACUCCCAAAACCCUCCAACCAACCCCAGUUAAUCCUAAUAUCACUCACUCCCAAAACCCUCCAACCAACCCCAGUUAAUCCUAAUAUCACUCACUCCCAAAACUCUCCAACCAACCCCAGUUAAUCCUAAUAUCACUCACUCCCAAAACCCUCCAACCAACCCCAGUUAAUCCUAAUAUCACUCACUCCCAAAACCCUCCAACCAACCCCAGUUAAUCCUAAUAUCACUCACUCCCAAAACCACACAAGCCCUCCUUUAGCCUCUAGCCCUCUUUCUCUCUCUCGCUCUCGUUAAAGUAAGGGCGGUAGCGGUAGCAGCAGUUGAUAGAUUGUUUCUGAUGUCAUGCAGAUCCGGAGAUGAAAACUGUGGCUGAGUGAGCACCAUCUCCCAUUUCCACCCACCCAAUCAUGUUCAGUCAAUUGCCACUAACGUUACUCAUCCAAGGUAGUAUGUUUUAAGAGGCUAUUUAAAGUAACACUCUCGCUCCCACCCUCACUACCACUAUGAACCAAUACUGUAUGUACCUCCACCCCAGAUCGAUCUCACUCUUUCCCUGUUGUGUUAUUUUCCACCUAGCCUGCCAUGACUGAAAGCAUCUGGUCAAUAACUGUCUAGACAGCUAUGGUGGCAGCAAAUGGAACCAACAACCGAAAGCAUCCAUUAGAUACCGGAGGUCAAAAUAACCAUGGCUACCGCUUAAUCUUUCUCAUGUAUACAACAGUAGCCUCAAAAUACUUGUUUGAAAAGUAAUUGAAUUACCUGAUUAGUAUUUGAACACAGGUCUGAGUAGCUUAUGUAGUGGUGUGUGUUUUAACGGACAACAGCAGAUCACAGGAUGUCGGUCUCUGAACGUUUUUCUAGAUCUGGGCCCAUUUAUCAAUAAAAAAGCGUCUCAGACUGCUGAUCUAGGAUCAGUUUCGUCUUUUUAAGAUCAUAAUGAAUACGGUUAUAAAGAUCAGCUUUCCUACUCUGAAACGCUUUGUGGAUACGCCCCUUGGGUGCUCUGAGUUGACAGAUGUUUUGAUAAAGGUGCACUGGUUGUUACAUAUUCUAUGGUAUGACCCUUCCUCCUCUUCUUGCUUCACUUCUUCUGUUGUUUAGUGUCAUCUUCCUGCUUCACUUCUUCUGUUGUUUAGUGCAAAGUAAUUACAUCUCCCGAACACAUCUCCACAUCCCUCAUCACCACAAGAUCACAGGAAUCUAGAGGUGUGACGUGUUUUCUGUUAGUGAGGAAACCUUUCAGCCUCGCCGUUAACGUCUUGUCUUGUAUUCACAUGGUUGGGUGCUGUACGUGCAAUAUAUGUCACUAGCUUCAUAUUUUUGUUAGCAACAGUAAGGCUUUUCCUUAUUCGUUUAUUUCAAAAUGAAUGAAUAGUUCAACCUUGAGUUAGAGCAGCCGGCUUGAUCAGCUAGCAGGGGAAUGGACCAAACAGAUGGUGAAAGGGUGUCUGAUCAUUCCUCAGAUGAUGUGUGUGUGUGUGUGUGUGGGGGGAGGGGGUUACGUUUGUCAUGGAGCUGGUUCAAACAAUAAAGAAAUUACAUUUCAGGGCCAGACGGUGAAUGACAGGAGGGGGAAUAGUUGGAAAGAGGGAUAAUCGAGAGAGGGAGACAAUCUGAACACCACCCCUCCCUCCUCCACUUGCCAUCUGAUGUCGAGACUGCGUUGCUAUGGGCAACGAGCAGAGUGGGAGAGAGGAGGAUGGAUUGAUCCCAGCUGGUGGGAGGGAUGGAGGGCGGAGAGGACAACGGCUCACACAACACACACACUGAGCCAACCACAGAGAGGAGAGGAAAAGGGAUAGAGUAUAUGUUAUCCAUCUUUUCCUUUUACUGUUGAAGCAGACUAAGAGCAUUGGACAUCGAGAGGGGCAAGCAGCCAAUCGGCAUUCAAUGGGGAGCAAACAACCAAUGAGGGGCGAGUGGACUCCUCCCCAUAAAGCGCUGUGCUGAGCUCCGAUCCUUUAUAAAUGAAUGGAGAGGCUCUGAGGCAGCACACUGCUCUCCCACAGAGCACCAGAAUCAACAACAGCAGCAUAGACGGAUGCUCGCACCCAGCCAUGAAGAAACGCCACAGACGAGCACAUGCCGCAGACACCACAGACGCCAUGGAUCCCCACCAUCCCCCUGAGGCCUUGGCGCCCCCUCUCGCCCUCCCUUUCUCAGCCUCCGGCACCCUGGCCCUCCCGCUCCCAUCGCCUGCCACCCGACGCUCCAUCUCUAUGGGCGACUUUAGGCGGGUGACCACGGCCCUGUACGGCUCGGAGCCCCCCUCGACGGCUACCACAGCCCCCUCCUCCAAGAUGGUGACCCCAAGCUCUAGCAUGGAGUUUGAAGCGGCCCGUCGGCGCCUGCUAGAGAUGGAGGAGCGCCAGCGGGUCAUCCGGGAGAUGGAGAGACGCCUGGAGGAGCUCCGGGAGGUGUUUGUGCGCUCGGAGCAGGAGGCGGUGGAGCAUGGCGAGGUGUUGACCCGCAUUGCCUGCGGCGCCCAUCAGGGGGAGAUAUACGCGGCCGAGAACAGCGAACGGCUCAAGAAGGGGCUGCGAUUCAGGAAGCACCGACCCACCAUUGUCUUCUCCUCCAUGCUGGGACUCCGUACGUGUCUUCCCUGGCCCGUCAAGCUCAAAUGACCCUUAAACUACAGGCUGACACCAUUCCCAGACUGUCGCCCCUCCUUGAGGCUACAACCCCCCCCCCAUCUAUGGACUAAUGGGUGUGUAUUGUAUGCCUGGGAUGGUUUGGAGGCCAUGGGACUCACAUGGUGAAUCUGUAAAACUAAAAGUUGUUUUAUAAAACCAUACUUGUACAAACGCAACAACAAAUGUAAUCGCUUCGAUGUGGUUGGUCGAUUUUUUUUCUUAUUUGCUUUGUGUUGAAAGAAGUGUGAAUGACCGAAGAAGAGAGUCACAGUGCAGGUAUUGGAGCGUGAGGUAGAGAGAAGUGAGGGUUACAUAACAACGCCCGGGCUUACGGGAUGGGGGAGAGCGUUGAACAAUCUGCCUUUUCAACCCACUGGAGUGAGAACAGAGGAGCAGAGUGCAGUUGAGGUUUCACUUUCUUUCUUUUUUUUCCUUUUUUUUUCAUCAACCCAGGGGGGAAAAAGGGGGAGUCAGAAAGAAUGGUUGGUAGAGGGCCUUGGGUGACCGCAGGGUGUCGAAGGGCAACGUGCCUUGGCAUUCCCCAGCACACUCACUAUAUCUCCCAGCCAACUCAUCUUCUGAGCUUCAAAGGUCAAACCCCCAGUGGAGUAGUAGUCUGCUCUCUCAGGACAUGAGAAACCAACCAGGUCCUUCUGGGACGCUUCCACCUGUGGCCUAUUCUUUGUCGCCUGGCAACCCAGGCCUAACUCACCUUCCAGAAUGUAUCCGACAAACAUUGUGUCCUUGGAAAACAAGAGGUUCAAGAACAACUUCCUUUUCUGGUGCAUUUGCUUCAACUGGACCUGAGCGAUGGACAAUGGCGCUGUUUGCAAAACUGUUCGUUUGACUAUGGCAGAGCUGGCCUCCUCAAUGCUUUUACGGUUGAUGAAAUGUUUGAGGAUUACGUUUGCCAUGGCCAACGAGACAAGCACAGGUAGGGUAUAUACUGUAUAACAAGAUGAUAGGCUAGCUGAGAGACGGAGGGCGGAUGACAGUCAGUCACGUGAGAGGGAGGGGUUAAAAAGACGAUUAAACAGCAAACAGACAUUUUAAUAUUAUUGACGUUACUGCAUCAAAUAAAUUGUAGUUUUGUCACAUACACAUGACAAGCAGAUGUCAUUGCGAGUUUAGCGAAAUGCUUGUGCUUCUAGUUCUGACAGUGCCGUAAUAUCUAACAAUUUCACAACAGAUACCUAAUACACACAUCUAAAGGAAUGUAAUUAAGAAUAUCUAAAUAUAUGGAUGAACAAUGUCAGAGCGGCAUAGACUAAGAUACAGUAGAAUAGAAAACAGUAUAUACAUCUGAGUAAUCAGUAAUGCAAGAUAUGUAAACAUUAUUAAAGUGACGAGUGAUCCAUUUAUUGAAAUGGCCAAUGAUUUCAAGUCUGUAUGUAGGCAGCAGCCUCUGUGUCAGUGGUGGCUGUUUAACAGUAUGAUGGUCUUGAAAUAGAUGUCUUUUAGUCUCUCGGUCCCAGCUUUUGAUGUACAUGUACUGACCUCGUCUUCUGGAUGAUAGCGGUGUGAACAGGCAGUGCCUCUGGGGCGGUUGUUGUCCUUGAUGAUUUGUUUUGGCCUUCCUGUGACAUCAGGUGCUUAGGCUUACAUAUCGAUUAGGGUAAAUUACUGCUUGUUAUUUGUAAGCUAGACAGAGACAAGAAUAAUUCCUAUUGUAUGCUUCAGACCCAAACACCUUGUAUUUUUGUAUGUACAUAUAUUAUUAAAUUAUACUGGAAGUCUACAGGCUACAAAGGUUCUUCAUUAAAUGCUUUAUACAAUGUAUGUGUAUAUACUAGUGUGAGGAUGGAGUCCUGUGUAGCUCGGUUGGCAGAGCAUUAUGCUUGCAGCACCAAGGUUGUGGGUUCAAUUCCCACAGGGGACCAGUGGAAAAAAGUAUUCAAAUGCAUGUCACUCUGGAUAAGAGCGUCAAUGCUAAAUGACUUAAAUGUAAAAUAAUGAAUUCAUGACCAUUGAUCUAACGAUGACAACCAGAACACCAAUGUCCAUGUUGGAAUACUUUGAAACUCAUGCAAUAUUUUCAGCGCUGUACUUUUGUCGUUGCGUUUUGCUAUGAAAUACUACGUUUCCCAAAGAGCUCUGGGCCCACACGCAGAAUGAAUGUAUUGUUUAAAUGUGUUUCUCAAUAAAUAUUGUUCCCUUAACUUGUUAAAGGCCUGUGGUUGAAAAUACGAUUCUCUGUCUGGAUAUCUUAACAAACCUAGUCUUAAAAUGUGUUUAAUUAAAUGUAUCCUCCUUACUUCAGGGUUAUCUGAAACAUUUCCCUCCUCUCUGCACAAUUGAGUUGCAGGGACACAUUUCCCAUUGAAUGUAUGACUGAUUGAAGGACAGGUCGGCAGAGUCAAAUACAGUAUCUUGGUUAGCCACAGAGGCUUCCAUGAUAGACAUUAGCCUGAUCCACAGUCCUGACUGCCGCUGUGCUCUCGUUUUGUUUAACAUUAAACAAAAUAAAUGGUAGAACGAGGCUAGAUAGGCAUAGCCUGUUCCAGUCCCAUAUGUUUGUGGUGUCUUACCUUUUCUUAUAGUCAAUGUUGGACAGCAUAAACCGAUAUGGGACCAGGCUAUUAAAGGCAUACAGCUAAGCCAAAACUGGUAAUUAGAACUGGUUUAAAGAGCCUAAAAUAAUAUCAAGCGUUCUGGAUCAACCACAGGUCCAAAACAAGUUUUAUGACAAUAUUACAUUACUGUAAAUGAAUGUACUUAUCUUCUAUUGUGUUAAAUAGUUCAUUUGUGAUGUGAAAGUGUUUCCUUGUGUUAAAAUUAACGUAAGGCUGCGUUUACACAGGCAGCCCAAUUCUGAUCUUUUUCUGACAAUUGGUCUUUUGAACAAUCAGAUCUUUUGCCCAUAAUUCGGCAAAAUAUCAGAAAUUGGCUGCCUGUGUAAACGCAGCCUAAUAGUCCUAAAAUAUAUUUAAUUUUUAAACCGGGUUUAUUCUGUUUAUUUUAAAUUAUAUAAUGUCCUUCAUUAUUAAAUUUCCAUGUUGACCUUAAAUAUGUUUUAGAUGUAUUUGAAGCUCUACUGAUAAAAUGUGUUGAUGCUCAUUGCUUUGAAUAAGGCUUUUGCAUUCUAGAAUGUUUUGCUAAAGUGACAAAUUGCUUGUAAUACAUCAUUUAAUCAUAGGCUUUAGUGCAUAGUUUAAACAAAUGUACAAUGUUCUGUAAAGACAAGAAAAAUUGGCUUUUUUUUUACAUUGUUCAGGACAAUUUGUUCUCGGUUCUGUCAGAGAGGGACUUGUAGUAUACUGCUAGUUGGAGGAGAGAAAAUGAAUUAAUGGAAUGUGGUCUAUUUUCCCGGAGAGUGUGUGAGAAUGCUUAUUGCUUACCCAUGCACAGUUUGACAUUUAAAUCAGCUCUUACAUCUGUUGGGCAAAUGUUUCUCUUCUCUCUCUUUCUCUCCUCGCUCUCUCUCCUUCUCUCCUCCCUCUCUCUCUCCUGAAGUGACGCAUUUGGCCUGUCACGACUGGUACAGAGGUAGUAGUCUAUCACCUUGGAGCACCAGAGCAGAAAAACAGAGCCUGCUCAGCAUAACUGAAAUGGCUCAUGACGUAAUGACAUAAUGAGACGAUCCAUGCAUCCUGCAGAGAGGAAGGGACCUGAUGAUAAAACACCCAUAACGCUGCUGGAAGCAUCAGCAGACAAACGCCAUGUGUAUUCCAUUCUGAAUGAAGAACAUCCUGGGUUUUAAGUUGUUACAAUACCCAUAUUAAACUUGAGUUAUAAGAUGGGACGGUGCAGACCGUGACCGGUACCAAGUGUGUCGAGAGACCCCAUUGACCAAUAGGAUGCAAGAUCUUCCAUCAUGCGUCCAAAAGUUUGACUUCUCCUUGGACUGUCUGAUGUUCAGGAUUUUGUCUUGAUUUGUAAUCUGUCCUGAAGUGAAGGCUUUAGUUAUUUGGUGCAACUCACUUUGCCUGUACUGUCUACUCUGAAGAAUGUAUGUAUUGGUCAUGAUCCGGAUGGGGGAGCCGUACCUUCUCCAAUGGGUCUGGAUGUACUGUGUAAUAAACAUUGACAGGAAAUGACAUCA